Drosophila santomea is the source of this 2247-nucleotide messenger RNA. RefSeq lists its product as uncharacterized. Gene Ontology annotation, biological process: proteolysis. The transcript is spliced from 2 exons. Lineage: Eukaryota; Metazoa; Arthropoda; Insecta; Diptera; Drosophilidae. The record is from RefSeq and is a predicted model, not a curated record. Bases 1 to 2247 code for a protein of 748 amino acids. Gene Ontology annotation, molecular function: nucleic acid binding; zinc ion binding; aspartic-type endopeptidase activity.
AUGCCCCUAGAGGGAGACAAGAAAAAGACACCCGCACCUGGAAAAGAACAAAAGUUCAACCCGCAAUCUCCGCUAUCCACUCGCGGUAAGCCAGCACCCAAGUCCGUUAGUCCCAGGGUCAAAACCGCGACUCCCACUCCGAAAGCAAAGGUUUUGUCAUCGACUAGUUCGAAGACAACUCCUAGGAUUGUCAUAUUCCGACCUGUGCCGCGAGCGUCUAGUGAGUCUUCUCUAUCGAGAAAAUCCGAGAGUCCCUCCGCUGUCGGGACUGAUUUCCUCCGCGUCACACGCUCUACCACAAAGAAAAUGGCAUCCUCUGAGCAGCCAACGCCCGCAACCGCAGCGUUGCAUAAAUUCAUCGCCGUCAGCGAUCGCGUAAGCCUUUUCGAAGCGAAGAUCAACACUCCUGAUCAAGCCUCUCCGUCCCUACACACGUUACAAGUCCGUCUGCAACAGGUGCGAGCCUUAUGGGACAAAGUGGAAAGAGAGUACGAAACAUGCUCUGACCUAAUGGCCCAAGAAGGAUCCCUCGACACAGUGUCUAUUCUCCAGGCCAAAUAUGACUACUGCUACUCAGUAUACGAGUCAUGUGCAGCACAAAUUGGCGAAACAAUCGACAGAGCAACGCCUCAAGUCGCGCAAGCACCCUCUCAGCCGCUAAUUUCGUCCGGCUGCCGCUUACCUCCAUGCGACACGGAAGUCUUCGAUGGCGACUACCUCCGAUGGCCCACUUUCCGGGACCUAUUCACGGCAAUUUACGUAAACAACCCCAGGCUGACUCCGGUCGAGAAGCUAUUCCAUCUCCUAACGAAAACAAGUGGCGAAGCAAAAGCCAUCGUGGCGAAAUCUCCUCUCACGAAUUAUGGUUUUGCUUCCGCGUGGGAGGCGCUUCGAGAUCGGUUCCAAAACAAGCGACUUUUAGUCAACAGCCAGCUCAAGCUCCUUUUUAACUUGAGUUCAAUUUCGCAAGAAUCUGGCCAUGCUCUGAAAGAGCUACAAUCCACGAUUCAGGGGUGUUUAAAAGCACUAGCGCAUUCCCAGGUAUCCACAGAAAACUGGGAUUGUCUCUUGGUUUUCCUUUGCGCGAGCAAACUGCCCAAGCAGACCCUGUCCUUAUGGGAACAGUCGCUAACUGCCAAAUCCGAGAUCCCAGCUUGGGAAGAAAUGAAUGCCUUCCUGAGCGAAAGGUAUCGGACAUUGGAAGCCAUCGAAGAUAUGAAACCGACUCAGGCAGUUCCAAAAAGGCUUCAAUCCUUCGAGACAAAGGUCAGCACCAAACAGAAAGGGUGUGACUUAUGUUCUAAGGAGAACCAUCCGGUCAGAUUGUGCCCGCGUUUUCUUCAAAUGUCUGUUGACUCGCGCUCCGGCUAUAUAAAAAAGAAGCAGCUAUGUCUGAAUUGUUUUGCCAGAGGUCACCAGCUACGCGACUGCACAAGCACACACAGCUGCUUUACAUGUAAGGGCAGGCACCAUACGCUGCUGCAUCGCAGCCCCCCAAAUUCCGAAAAUGCGAGUUCCUCAACCUCGCCCCCUACACAGCAACCUCCGAGACCCUCCAGCAGAAAUGCAUCGGCAAGCACCUCAGCGGUGCAAACUUUUUUCGCGUCCGGCACUUCAGCCGUCCUACUGAGCACAGCGAUCAUUGACGUGUGCCAUUUGGGGACGAACUACCGAGCCCGAGCCUUAAUCGACUCGGGAUCCGAGGCGACGUUCAUUUCAGAGCGCCUGUUCAACCUCAUCAAGUUGCCAUUCCGCAACACCCAGACCCAAGUCUCCGGGUUAAAUCAUUCGGUCUCCGCGAAAUCCUCGAAGCUGUGUCACUUCGGGAUUCGCUCUCCUACUAAGCCAGGUCUACAGUUAGACACUGAAGCGUACGUCCUUCCGGAGCUCUCAGGCAAACUGCCCUCCUAUCCGAUCCCUCGGAAUUCUUUGAAGGACCUGCCCGCACUCCGCUGGGCAGAUCCUACCUUUUUUGAGAGCUCUCAAAUUGAUGUACUGAUCGGGGCUGACAUUCUACCAUCCAUAAUGAUGGAUGGCACCCGACAAAAUAUUUGCGGCUCGCUCCUGGGCCAAGAAACUAUUUUCGGGUGGGUGUUAACGGGGCCGAUUUCCAAGGGUAAGCCGAAACGGGUCGCAUCCUUCACGACCCAGGUGCACCAAAUAGGCGACCCUGAUUCGCUCGACACGCUUCUCAGCAAGUUCUGGGAGGUGGAGGAUCUACCAGAUAUUCAAGGUCCAUUGCGUUAG